Messenger RNA from Lucilia sericata (common green bottle fly), 1167 nucleotides. RefSeq names its product afadin-like. The transcript has 5 exons. Gene Ontology annotation, biological process: regulation of protein localization; signal transduction. Gene Ontology annotation, cellular component: adherens junction. Lineage: Eukaryota; Metazoa; Arthropoda; Insecta; Diptera; Calliphoridae. The record is from RefSeq and is a predicted model, not a curated record. Gene Ontology annotation, molecular function: cell adhesion molecule binding. Bases 128 to 1132 code for a protein of 334 amino acids.
AGCUUAAAACAUAUAAAGAAUUUGGAUUUUUUUUGGGAAAUUAUAUAAGAAAAAUAAUCGCUGUUAAUGUGUUUCUUCAAGGAACGAACGCAUUAAAAUUUUAUUUUUUGUUGUUUGCAUGUAAAGAAUGUCUCAUGAUACAAACAAAAAAAUGUUGGAUCGUGAAGCUGUACGUUCUGUUAUACAACAAUGGAAUGCAAAUCGUUUAGAUUUGUUUGCCCUUUCCGAACCAGAUGAGAAUUUACUUUUCCACGGUGUGAUGCGUUUUUAUUUUCAAGAUGCUGGUCAAAAGGUUGCUACCAAGUGUAUACGUGUUGCAUCAGAUGCUACUGUUACAGAUGUAAUUGAAACUCUUAUUGAAAAAUUCCGUCCCGACAUGCGUAUGUUGUCCGUACCCAAUUAUGCCCUCUAUGAAGUUCAUGCUAAUGGCGAAGAAAGACGCUUAAAUCCAGAUGAAAAACCUCUACUGGUACAAUUAAAUUGGCACAUAGAUGACAGAGAAGGCAGAUUUCUAUUAAAAAAUAUUGAUCAAAAAACUACCCCCAUCGAACAGACCGACAUUAAUUUCAAAAGAAAACUCUCCAAACGUGAGAAAAAAGAACAGAAAAAGAAGGACAAACUGGCCAAGCUAAAUACAGAUGGCACCAAUACCACCAUUAACAGUCAUACCAACGGUCUGAAUGGUUCGAAUGGCACCGAGUCAGAAACCCAAGUAGCGGGUAAAUUAUAUACCGAACUACCAGAGACCUCCUUUACACGUUCCAUUUCAAACCCGGAGGCAGUAAUGAGACGCCGCCGUCAACAGAAGUUGGAAAAGAAAUUACAACAGUUUCGUUCACGAGAUGGUGGACCCGAUACGGGUGGUACACUAAAGAUUUACGGUGAAAGUUUAUGUCAAGAUGUGCCUUAUAAAACGUUACUGCUGUCGAUACGUGAUUGUGCUCAGGCGGUGGUUAGGGAAAUGUUAACGAAAUACGGUUUGGAAAAAGCCGAUCCAAUGCAUUAUUGUUUAGUACAGGUUAAUAGCGAUGGCUCUGAAUAUAUCUUAGAUGAUGAUGAAUGUCCUUUGUCAAUUUUAAUGAAUCAUCCAACAUCAAGGGGUAAGUUGAGAUUUUAUUUGUUUUUUUUUUAGUUUAGAGCAAGUUCGAAUUUAAAAAUUUUGAUCAG